GUGUGUGUGUGUGAGCGCUCCCCCCGCCGAUCCACCCGUCUUAUCCUCCCCCUCCUCCCCUCCUCCCCCUCCUCUCCCUCACACUUCUUCAUUUUUUCGGUCAUGACGCUGGAAGCGAUCCGCUACCGGACCGGGUCCUUGCAGGUCCUCAACCAGCUGUUGUUGCCACACCAGACGGUCUACGAUGAGAUCCGCUCCGUGCAGGACGCCUACGAGGCCAUCAAGUCCAUGAAGGUGCGAGGAGCUCCGGCCAUCGCCAUCGUGGGUUGCCUCAGCCUGGCCGUGGAGCUGAGGGCGGGCGCCGGGGGUGAUGACCCCGUCACCUUCAUCAGGGAGUCUCUGUGUCACCUGACCUCGGCCAGGCCCACCGCCGUCAACAUGGGCCGGGCCGCACGCGAGCUGAUGGAGUUCGCGGAGAACGAGAGCAUGGAGAAGAACUCGGAGCAGCUCAGAGAAAGUGUAAUCGCUUGGAUCGAAGACAUGCUGGAGCGUGAUGUCAACGACAACAGGAAGAUCGGUAACUAUGGAGCACAGCACAUCCUGUCAGGCGUCCCGAGAGACUCCGUGACCGUCCUGACACACUGCAACACCGGCUCGCUGGCCACAGCUGGAUAUGGCACGGCGCUGGGUGUGGUGAGAAGUCUCCACGCUUUGGGCAGGCUGAAGCGCGUUUACUGCACAGAGACACGGCCGUACAACCAGGGCUCCAGACUGACGGCGUACGAGAUGGUGGCAGAGGGAAUACCUGCCACUCUUAUCACAGACAGCAUGGCGGCGCUCACCAUGAGAGAGAUGGACAUCACAGCUGUGGUUGUAGGUGCGGAUCGGGUGGUUGCAAACGGUGACACGGCCAACAAGGUGGGCACGUACCAGCUGGCCAUUGCCGCAAAGCAUCAUGGGAUUCCUUUUUAUGUGGCUGCCCCGAGCACAUCCUGCGACCUGAGCCUUGAGAGCGGGAGAGACAUCAUUAUUGAAGUGCGCCCCCCUGAGGAGCUCACCAGUAUAAACGGUGUUCCUGUAGCCGCCCCUGGUAUCGAAGUGUGGAACCCAGCGUUCGACGUGACCCCUCAUCAGCUCAUCACAGGAGGCAUCAUCACAGAGCUGGGGGUCUUCCUCCCGUCAGAGCUCCAGGCAGCGCUCACGGGUCGCCUCACCGCCCUCUAAAGCCUCCCAGCGCCCCCUGCUGGUCCUGGUGCUCCACUGCACACUUAACAUCCAACACAGACACUGUUGUCUUCACUGAGUGUGCACUGGUUUUGUUGUUUUAUUUAAAUUUUGCUCACACACACACACACACACUCUGUUACAUGUCAGUGGUGCACACAGAGAAAAAAGUCUGUCUGGCAGCUGCAAACAAACAAAAAAUCACUGCAGGGAAUCAGGAAGUCAUGCAGUCUCUUUAAACCCCUUUUCAUGUCAUCUUUACAUCCUGAGCUUUUCAUCCCAUGUUACAUUUUUUUGUUGCCUCUUUCUUUCCCUAAAAGGCUUCUGAAGCGAUAAAAAGAGCUCAGCUGGACUUAAAACCUCUAAAUUCUAUUUGGCAAGACGAAUAAUUUGAGGUGACAUUUUACUGACUUCUUCAACAAUAAGAGAUUUGUAAAAGAACGUAAAGGAAAAGCACGGCUUAUCCUUCGAUUUCAAAGCAGUCGUGGUUUCCAAAAUGCUGCUACUCAUUCUGUAUAUAUUUCUUCCCCUCUGGUAGUGCGUGUACAUAUGUAGAAAACUAACCUCUGCUAGUAAAAAGCUACUGCUAUUUUAACCAAAACUGUGGUUAUUUAAAAUCAAAGUAGCCAUCUAAAAUGUUAUAUUAACAUGUCAUUUCUGUUGUUCAGUGUAGAACUGUUUUGUAGAGGAAUAAUCCAAUUUAUAGCUCGUAGACUUUCACACAUUUUAAGCUAUGAGAAAAAUAGGAUAUCAGUCUUUUUUUUAUUUUAUUUUUAAAAAAUUUUAAGUUGUGCAGCAAAUAUUUGAACAAAUUCUCAUUCAGCUGAAGCCUUUUCCAGAACAUGGCUGUGUUUAUACCUCACUUCAUGUUUGUGUCAUUACUCCUCCUGUACUGCACUAUAACACACCUAUACUCUUACGUAUUAUAACACACAAACAUGUAUCUUUACAGAUCCAGCUGCUCUGGGGGUAAAAAAGUGUUGUAACAUUAGGUUGUGAUCACGUUUAAAGGAAUAGUUCACACUGUAGUGAAGGAUCUUUGGCUCGUCAGUCGAGAUGAUUUGUUUAUCUUUGUAAUUUGCCAAAAGUGAGGAAGACGCAAAAAAUCCAACAUUUAUGUUACAUUUAUUAUAUUUACCGAACUACCAAAUUUAGUCAUGUUUAAUACAAUCUUAAGAAUAAUACGAUCAUUUUUUGAGAUUUAAAUCAUAAAAAAUGUAAUCGUUAUGAGCCACCACUCAUUUCUGACAGAUUUCAGGAUUUUUCAGCCUUUGCGGUGCGCCCUCUAGUGGUGAAAUAUUAUUUGUGGAGACACAGUUGUGCUUGUGUUUUACUGCAGAGAUGCAGCGGACGUUUGCUGUUCCGUGUGUCACUGAAGUUUUUAUUUUAUUUUUUAGUUAAGAAGCUUUUGAUGCCUGGUUUGUGUCUUGUUCACCUCUGAUAAAAAGCCAAGUGGAUAAUAAACACAACCCAGAGGCGAGCUGUAGAUGCUUUUAUUUUGGCGUGAACUAAUCCUUUUAGAUGUUGGGAUGGUGACUUUUUUAUUUCCGUGGAAAUCACUGCGACAGACAUAACUUCAUCAACGAUCUGAAUGUAAAAUGUCCCUCAGAUGAACUUGUGGAGUUUCAGACACUCGGUCACUUCCUGCCUUUCUGCUCCCUUCAGGAUGUGCUUCGACUGUUUUUAUCCGUUCUUGUAAGUUUAACUCUGCUUUUGUCCUGAAACUCUUUCAAACAGUUAUGUCAAAACAAAGCCAUGCAGUUAGGGACAGAAAGGUAACAAACGUGUUUACUCUUUGGGUUUUUGUUGUUUGCCUUUUCUUUAAUCCUGAAGAAAAUG
This is a messenger RNA of Austrofundulus limnaeus, 3003 nucleotides long. RefSeq names its product methylthioribose-1-phosphate isomerase 1 (gene mri1). Gene Ontology annotation, molecular function: S-methyl-5-thioribose-1-phosphate isomerase activity. The record is from RefSeq and is a predicted model, not a curated record. Bases 103 to 1164 code for a protein of 353 amino acids. Lineage: Eukaryota; Metazoa; Chordata; Actinopteri; Cyprinodontiformes; Rivulidae. The transcript has 6 exons.